Drosophila nasuta is the source of this 686-nucleotide messenger RNA. Its product is annotated as O-acyltransferase like protein-like. The record is from RefSeq and is a predicted model, not a curated record. Bases 232 to 588 code for a protein of 118 amino acids. The transcript has 2 exons. Lineage: Eukaryota; Metazoa; Arthropoda; Insecta; Diptera; Drosophilidae.
GGGGGAACGAGCUUUGAGGGUCAACGCAAGCUCUACUCUGCCACACACAUUCAUGCAGCACCCUGGCUGAUCGGACUCCUCUUUGGAUAUUUCCUGCAUUUAAAUCGCAACAAGUCUUUCAAGCUGACUCGCAUUUCGAUUUGGUUGGGUUGGAUAGUCAGCUUGCCCCUCUUGUUUACUUCAUUGUUUGCUCUGUAUUCAGCUGCGCAAUCGGGUACAGCAGCUCUGACCAUGUUGGAGCAGGCCUUCUAUUAUACACUGACUCGAAUCGCGUGGCCCCUCUCCUUAUGCUGGGUGGUAUUUGCCUGUAUGAAAGGAUAUGGAGGAUUGGCUGACAGUUUCCUCUCCUCACCAUUAUGGCAACCACUCUCAAGACUUUCCUACUCUGCCUAUAUCUUCCAUGUCUAUAUACAGCUGGUGAACGAUAAACGAGUGCGAUCACCAUCGUAUUUAUCGGACUACGAUAUGAUUUUAGACUUUCAGCUUCACUGUGCUGAUGGCUUAUGUGAUGCACAUCAUUUUGGAAGCACUCUGGGGAGCUCUCGAGGACAUUCUCUUGUCUCAACGUCGCCCAAAGCAAAGGACUGAAGUAUUGAAUAAGACACAGGUUGAUACAAGAAAAUUUCACCGAUCCCUGUGAUGAUUUGUUAAUAAAAUUAAAUAUGUUAAGACACAAUCAUAACCAU